Molecule: messenger RNA, 1086 nt
Organism: Ogataea philodendri
Lineage: Eukaryota; Fungi; Ascomycota; Pichiomycetes; Pichiales; Pichiaceae
Exons: 1
Coding region: 1-1086 (361 amino acids)
Molecular function (GO): hydrolase activity
Source: RefSeq, a predicted model, not a curated record
AUGAUUUUAUCCUUUUUCUACUGUUUGGUGGUUGUGGGUGCCUUUCAGGCUACCUUCAGACAAAGCUCGUUGAUUGAGCUUCACAAAGAUAUCACUGAGAUCGAUUCAGAGGUUGGUAACGAGUACGAUGUCGUUCAUUUUCUUGCUGGCUAUCUCUCGGACCAUGGACUUACUGUUGAGCUUCAAACGGUAGCAGAGAGUAGAGAAAAUAUCUAUGCUUAUAUUGGGUCGAGUAGAGAUACAAAGGUGCUUUUGACAUCUCAUAUUGACACUAAUCCUGCUGGAAAGAUACCUUACCAUGUGAUUGGAAACGAGAUUCACGUUCGAGGUGCUUGCGAUGCCAAGGGCAGCGUGGCAUCCCAAAUCUUUGCUUUCUUAGAGCUUCAAAGAGAUGGAAUCAUUACCGAGGGAGACCUGGGGCUUUUAUUUGUCGUGGGCGAAGAGUAUGAUGGAAGUGGAUCUUUGGCCGCAGUGACCAGCCUCAAUGCAACCUGGUCUAAUGCUGUUGUCGUUGGUGAGCCAACUGAGAACAAGUUGAGUGUUGGACAUAAAGGUAAUUUCAGAUUUGACGUUAAUGCGAUUGGUGUAGCCAGUCAUUCAGGUUAUCCCGAGCAAGGGUUUAGUGCAGUGGAAUUUUUGAUGAGAAGGAUUGAGCUCUUACUUGACACAGCUUUUCCUCAUUCCAAUCUCCUCGGUCCCACUACUGUCAACAUUGGAACUUUCCACGGAGGAAUAUCAGCGAACUUGCUUGCCCCAUCUGCUAAAGCUGAAAUUUACAUUCGGGUGGCCGACGAUAUUAACCUUGUUAACGAUACAGUCAAUGAGAUUUUUACUACGUCUCACUCCAACUACUCAAUUGUCCAGAUGCUCGAACCACAGUAUUUGGAUUACGAUAUUCCUGGGUUUGAAACUGUGGCAUGCUCAUAUGCCACAGAUAUUCCUUACUUCAAACGUCCAGGGGUCAAGAGAUAUCUAUAUGGGCCUGGAUCAAUUUUGGUUGCUCACAGCCCAAAAGAAUAUUUGACUGUUGAAGAUUUGUAUGAAAGUGUCGAAGGAUACAAAGCUAUUGUUCAGUAUAAUAUCUGA